AUGAAUGGAACAAUACAACAUAGCGACGGACUGACAGCCCAUGAGAGGCAGCUUUUCCGUGAUGUCGAAACUCAUAGGCAAGACUACGACGACAUAAUCCGUCAGUUUAGCAAAAUCAUCGCCCCCAUUGGAAUCCUGCUGAACUCUAUUUUUCUCUUCGUAGUAAUUCGAGUGAAGUCCAUGCACACGAUCAUCAACGUCUAUCUGUCGAAUUUAGCAGUGGCUGACGCUGCCUAUCUGAUUAUAUGCAUGUCAGUAGCUUGGGCAUUAGAAUAUACACACAUAGCUUCAGGUACAUGUACUUCCCUAGCUGUGCGCAUAGCUUCUACAACGAUGCAGAUUGCUUCGUACGGCUUCGUGGCUGUCAUAGCGGUCGAACGAUUCUCCGCCGUACGCCAACCGCUAACCCAGAGAGUGCGAGCGAGCAAGUCACGAGCAGCCAAGUUAUCAGCAGGCGUCUGGGUUGCGGCAGUUGUCAUGGGCGUUUUGAGUGGACUCGCAAGUGACUACAAUUAUGUCAGGAAUUUAGCUUUCACUCAAAUGUAUGUUGUCAUCGUUCUCCUGAUUUACCUGGCUGCGUUUACCAUAACUAUUACUUCGUAUAUUUACAUCGUUAUUAAGUUAUGCCACAGUGACCGAGAGCGUCAAGCAGGCCAAACCCGUCGAGUUUACCCCGUCGUCCGCAUGCUGGUCAUCAACACUGCUGUCUUCUUCGUGCUCAGUUUGACGGACAGCGCUUUACAGAUCAUGUACCUUGUACUGCUGUUCUUUCACAAAGGAGCAGAAGCUGUCAUUGAUAUCUAUUGGACCAUCACCGACGUGUCGGUCUGCGCAGGAAUCAUACGCCUCGUCAACAGCUCCAUCAAUACUCUGGUGUACAGCGUAACGAACAGUCAGUAUCGAGCGGCUUUCUUGGAGGCUUUCCCCCCGCUUGCCAAGCUCCUUCGACAGUGCCGCCACGGCCGCCGACCGCAGCAGACGGAGCAGAUAGAACUUCGAGCGAUUCCACCAGCAAAUGCCGCUCAAGAAUCACCGGCCCAAGCGCAAUGA
Messenger RNA from Patiria miniata (bat star), 1050 nucleotides. Its product is annotated as somatostatin receptor type 4-like. NCBI's taxonomy places the organism in Eukaryota, Metazoa, Echinodermata, Asteroidea, Valvatida, Asterinidae. Gene Ontology annotation, molecular function: G protein-coupled receptor activity. The record is from RefSeq and is a predicted model, not a curated record. The coding region runs from base 1 to 1050 and encodes 349 amino acids. The transcript has a single exon. Gene Ontology annotation, cellular component: plasma membrane. Gene Ontology annotation, biological process: G protein-coupled receptor signaling pathway.